UAUGAAAUAGUUUCAGCUUACUUCGGCCACGGAUGUGGAGCGAUAAGGAGCGACCCGGUGGGAAAUGCAGAAGUGGUAGGGAAUACCCAAACUGGAUGGGCUCUCUCGACAAAAUAUCUUGAAAUGUAGGCUAAGUUUUUACACGUAUUCACAUGCUGAGGUUGUUGUAAUAGCUGGGUUUUUUUCGUUAUUGUUUUUUUUUUACUAUUGAGAACAAACAAUGUCUCAAAGAGUGAGAAGAAACGGGUCUCCGACCUCGAGCUGUUUGUCUAUACCGAGCAGCGCAACCGGUGGUGAAGUCGGCGCUACAACUGGCUGCUCGGGAGCUGCGGGAGGCAGUUCAGGAAUGAGUGUGUUCAGUCGCCUCCUGCCCAUGAAAGCGACGGUUCCGUUCCAGCUGAAACCGCAGAUACAGCCCCCCCUGCUGACCAGGUCCGUGCAGGUUACGGCUAGUGGAGGCAGCAGCCCCACGCACACCAACACCGGGAACGGGACAUUCCACAGUAGCGGAUGCAGCGCCAGCGACGCACCUGAAACGCGCACGUCGACGUCAUUGAGUCGCAGCCCCACUCGUGCUGUUGUCAACUCAUCAUCAUCAACAGCUGUUGUUGUUCUGGUCUCCUCGCCAGCCAGCAUCCCUCUGUCCUCUCCUUCUGUGUCUCCUUCCUCCUGCACGGUGGGACGGGUACAGGCCAGGACAGGCUCACCCUCCUCCCCAUCCGCCAGAGCCAACCCCCCCGCCAACACCACCAUAUCUGGUCACCCUGUUGCUGCAUCAGGGUCCAACAACGCCACAUUCCGAGCCGCUCAAACACAAUCCCCUCUUCCUCCCGUAGCAGCGUCACCUCCACAAUAUGUAACUUUCCCAGUGAUCUCACCUGCACCUCACGUCAACAUUCACACCUACGGAUCUAGUAGCAGCAGUCUGGGUGUCCCCCCUGUUUACACCGCAGAUGGCUCCCCCUGCUACUCCCCCGUCCAGCAGCUACCCUGGCCGGCAGACAACCCGAUCCUGACGACCUCUCUACAUCUACAGCCUUUCUCGGCUUCUCUUCCAUCUUCCUCCUCUUUGUCAUCUUGUGGCGGUCAGCAGGGCAGAGCGGUGCCCCUGGCUGCGCCACAGCGCUGGUCCCCCGGCCUGGAACAGGACCGACUGUCUCCUGAGAGAGUCAGCCCCGGCUCGCCUGAUGCAGAGAGACCCAGACCUCCUCCCCUAGCCGGUAGCAGUAUCCUCCGCACCUCCUCCCUGGAUCUUCUCCUGACUGGACCCUAUCUGACCGGUCACUGGCCUCGGGAAACCAGCCACGCCCCAUGUCAACCCUGCACGAGGGACAAAGCCACUCAGACCCCCAGUGCCUGGGCAGAGGAGUGUGUGGAGAAGAGGAGGGCUUCUCACCAACGUUCAGCCUCCUGGGGAAGCAGUGACCAGCUUAAAGAGAUUGCUAAGCUGAGGCAGCAGCUCCUGCACACUAAGCACAGCAGCCGUCGCCACGGAGACAAGGAACACAGAUCACCGUUCAAUGGGAACCAUGCUGCUAUCCACCAGGCCCCAAUCCCAAAGACUGUCCUGAUUCCCAUCUCCAAGUCCUCCGUGUCUCGGUUCCGGAACAGUGUGGAGGGGCUGAACCAGGAAAUAGAGAGGAUCAUCAUCUGGGACGAGCUGCGCCCCCACGAUGUCCCCGACGGACGCCGUGCCCCCCCACCACUGUCCCAACGCCCCUCCUCCCCAAUCAUAUCACGGUGCUGCAGUAGCUCCGCCUUCCGCAGCAUCAACACACAGACACCCCAUGGUGGGGGAGGGGCCAGCGGAGGUGUCGUGGUCAGUAACCACAGUAACAGCAGCCGCUCCGAUUCCGUCUCCCCCUCCUUCCUGACUGUCCCCACCGACACGGAGACGACGGGGGAGAGAGGGAGAGACGGAGGGGGAGAGAGCCCCUGGCCUAGUAGUGAUGAGCUGCUAACAGACUGCAGAGAAAAAGACCUCGGGCCCAGCUCCCCACUCCCUAAAUACGCCUCCUCUCCCAAACCCAACAACAGCUACGUGUUCAAACGAGAGCCUCCUGAGGGCUGUGAGAGAGUCAAGGUCUUCACUGAGAAAACACAGUCCAAGCCUCCCCAGCAGGUCCCUUGUCCUCUCCUGAGGUCCAAGCCUCCCCAGCAGGUCCCUCAGUUCCUCACAGGUCCAGACAGGAACAAGGUCAACUUCAUCCCCAACAGUGGCUCGGCCUUCUGCCUCGUCAGCAUCCUCAAGCCCCUCCUCUCCACGACAACCCAGGAACUAAACCUCAAACCCCUCCUCCCCACGAGCAACCAGGAGCUCAGCCUGAAGAGCCCCGGGGCAGGGCCCAACUUUACCUUGUCCCCACUCAGCACGCCUCUUACCGGGGCUUCCCUCAGCCUUUCUUCCCUGACCCUGGAACAGCAGGAGCAGAGGAUCUCCAGAGGGACCAGUACCCUGUCUUCCUCCAGUCAGCCCCCCUGCCUCCCCCUCCCUCAACAACUGGAGAAGACCUAGAGCCUCCAACCCCCACAGGAACCCACCAUCAGACCACCAUAACUAGAGUCCCCUACCAACAGACCAGCUAGAGUCCCCUACCAACAGACCAGCUAGAGUCCCCUACCAACAG
Coregonus clupeaformis (lake whitefish) is the source of this 2627-nucleotide messenger RNA. It is a transcript of the gene fam117bb, whose product is annotated as family with sequence similarity 117 member Bb. The record is from RefSeq and is a predicted model, not a curated record. Lineage: Eukaryota; Metazoa; Chordata; Actinopteri; Salmoniformes; Salmonidae. The transcript is spliced from 7 exons. Bases 221 to 2515 code for a protein of 764 amino acids.